GAGCCAGACAACCGGCCCACGAAAUCCGAGAGCGGACGCCUGCACCCGCCGGCGUCGAUGCCCGCACAGAUACAGAGGGGGUGAACCACCACCGCUUCGGGAAGGACACGGAUGGAGCCGAGCGGCACGGAGCRCCUGCAGCUGCGGCGGCAGCCGAAAGCAAAAGGGGYGGGCUCCCUGUCCCCCUCCGSCCUCUGCUCGGUGGCCUGGRACCGCUACCGGGAGGGAGUCCGGGCCCACAGGGACACGAUCGACCUCCUGGACGAUGCCCUCUCGAGGCUCCUCUUUUGGCUCCCCCAUUCCAGCGGGGCAGCGGCGGGCGGUGAAGACAACGACAACGACAACGACAAUGAAAACGACAACGACAACCGCGACGGCAAGCCCGGCGAAUCGUCGCUGGCACCGGAUCUCCUCGAUCCCUGCACCGGGGAGGCCGCCUGGAGGGAGGUCGGCUACGGUCUCCUCUCCCUCCACCGGCUCUCGGUCCACCUGGCCCUCGGCGACGGCGACGACGAAGACGCCACCCACGGGGCCUCCGUCCGCACCAGGGACCCCCCGCCGGCCUCCGUGGCGGCCCUCCGGACGGCCCUCACCGCGGUCCACUCGGCCCUCCCGGCCCUCGUGGCCCUGGCCGCGCGCAAGGCGUCGGGGAGGGGAGGGAACCCCCGGGCCGCCGCCGCGGGGGCCCGGCUGGGGGCCGAGCGGGCCAAGUUUCUCCUGAGGGCCUGCCUGCUGGUGUCGUACUGGUGGCAGAAGGGCGGGGAGGACCGCUUGGCCGCGGAGGAAAGGGGUGCGGCCGCUUGCAGCGGGGUGCUGGUGGACGGCGGCAUGUACCGCUUCGACCGAGGAAGGGACGCCCAAGGCCUCUCCUGGAAGGCUUCCAGGGACCUGGCGAGGCGGAGGGCCUACGUGGGGGAGCGCACCGGGAGGGAACUGGCGGAGGCACCGGGCACGGGCACGAGCCCCAUCGCUGCGAAGAUCCGGUUGGUGGCCGGAGAGCUCCUGUACGCGGCCCGCCCCCUGCUGUGGGCCUGGGUCGAGGCCCGGAGGCACCCUUGCGGAACGGGGGCCGGGAGGAAGGGCAGCGGCGCGAGACGGCGGCUCUGGAGGGGCUGGGUGRCCUGCCUGGCGGCGGACCUCCUCUCGCUCCGGCUGCUGGAAGGGGCCGAUCCUUCGCCGGCCGCGGCCCGGAAAAGCACUCGCGCGUUUGCUCGCGGAACGGGAAAGGAGCCCGCCGCCCUUCCUCUCCGCUACGAAAACCCCCACACGGCGGCCGAGCUGAAGCGGCGCAGGCUCCGGCUCCUGCUGUACCUGCUGCGGUGGCCGGUGUGGGAAAGGGCGACCCUCCCGGCCCUGGAGGGGGCCUCGGGGGCGGUCCUCCGGAGGAUCCCCCUCCUGGGGGGCCUGGCCGAGACCGUCCUGUGGGACUGGAUCCUGUACUACCAGCACCCGUACGUCGCGGAAGAGGGGUGACCGUCCGUUCGCAUUCGGCRACCACCGAGCCGGAUCGGAUCCCGGUGGCACGGCUGCGGUCCCCCGCCGUGCAGCACGGCACGAGUCGGGCGGUGUCGGGUUUUUUUCCGGAGUUUUUGAGAAAAAAUGAUACAAUUCCGGCAUGGGUCUUCUUUUUUUUUUCACACAAACGAAACCUUGCUAUCGGGAAUGCAAAUGCCUCGCAGGCGGGAGUGUAUAUGCCUGGUGGUAAAGAAUAUUCGGUUGCGUUGCCAGUUCCCGUAGCUGUCAUCCACGGUGCCAAAAACAAACACAAUGCAGAUCGGUAGGAAUGAUGCAAGGAAAGCGAGAAUAGGAUGAUGGGAACGAUAAGAGCGAAMAAUAGUGMCCCGUACCAUAAAAUCGUUGUCCACAACCGAUGSCAAAAAGCURYCCCCAGAUCGAAUCGGGARAUGAAACAUGCGUUCGAUACCGUAMUAGACGCCGUGACGUGYUGUUGCAUCUGUGCCARUCGUGUUUCGUCCUCGUGGUAGAACCACAAUUCGCUGACAAACUCCUUUAGAAUAAAUCUAGAACAUCUAU
Molecule: messenger RNA, 2034 nt
Organism: Pseudo-nitzschia multistriata
Lineage: Eukaryota; Bacillariophyta; Bacillariophyceae; Bacillariales; Bacillariaceae
Source: the annotation of a GenBank genome assembly